Messenger RNA from Pipistrellus nathusii (Nathusius's pipistrelle), 1011 nucleotides. Lineage: Eukaryota; Metazoa; Chordata; Mammalia; Chiroptera; Vespertilionidae. The record is from the annotation of a GenBank genome assembly.
AUGAAGAAGGAGCAAGUGCUGCACUGUCAGUUCUCCGCGUGGUACUCGCUCUUUAGAAGUGUCACCAUCAAGAGUGUUAUUCUUCCACUUCCUCAGAACGUGAAGGAUUAUUUACUUGAUGAUGGAACUCUGGUGGUUUCAGGAAGGGAAGAUCCUCCAACAUGUUCUCAGCCAGACAGUGAUGAUGAAGCAGAAGAAAUACAGUGGUCAGAUGAUGAAAACACAACCACACUAACGGCUCCGGAGUUUCCUGAGUUCACCACGACUGUCCAAGAAGCUAUCCAAUCUCUUGGGGGCAGUGUGUUUCCUAAGCUUAACUGGAGUGCCCCAAGGGAUGCAUACUGGAUAGCAAUGAAUAGUUCUCUGAAAUGUACAACCCUCAGCGACAUCUUUCUACUGUUCAAGAGUUCUGAUUUCAUCACUCGUGACUUCACUCAACCAUUUAUCCAUUGUACUGAUGAUUCCCCAGAUCCUUGUAUGGAAUAUGAGCUUGUUCUUCGAAAAUGGUGUGAAUUAAUUCCUGGAGCUGAGUUCCGAUGUUUUGUCAAGGAAAACAAGCUUAUUGGUAUUUCUCAAAGGGAUUAUACACAAUAUUAUGAUCAUAUUUCUAAACAAAAGGAGGAGAUUUGCAGAUGCAUACAAGACUUCUUCAAGAAACAUAUACAGUAUAAAUUCUUAGAUGAAGACUUUGUAUUCGAUAUAUAUAGAGAUAGUACGGGGAAGGUGUGGCUGAUCGAUUUUAAUCCAUUUGGUGAGGUAACAGAUUCACUGCUGUUUACUUGGGAAGAACUGAUAUCUGAACGAAACUUAAAAGGCGAUUUUAGUGAAGGAGAUGCUCUGGAGCAGGAUUUUCCAGCUUUCCGUUGUACAAACAGUGAAGCUACAGUCCAGCCAAGUCCCUAUCUAAGUUAUCGAAUGCCCAAGGACUUUGUAGACCUCUCUACUGGAGAAGAUGCUCACAAACUCAUCGAUUUCCUUAAGCUGAAAAGAAAUCAGCAAGAGGAUGACUGA